AUGCUAAUAGAUACUAAUGUUGGUCGUCGUUAUUCAUCAGUAAUAUCUAGUAAUACACGUUUUUGUAUAAGUUGUGGAGGUGGCUACUCAAAUAAUUCAAUAACACCGAAAUCAAACAAUUAUGAGCAAAUGAGAUGUUUUUCAGGACUUCCACUUUUCAAUUAUACAAAAAUGUAUGGAGAAAUUGAUGAUUUCAUAUUCCUUGUAAGUGCAUUAACAGAUUCAGAAAUUGCUACUUUUACUGCUUCUGAGACUCAGACUAAUGAUAUCUGA
Messenger RNA from Adineta steineri, 273 nucleotides. The record is from the annotation of a GenBank genome assembly. Lineage: Eukaryota; Metazoa; Rotifera; Eurotatoria; Adinetida; Adinetidae.